Molecule: messenger RNA, 1923 nt
Organism: Scylla paramamosain (green mud crab)
Lineage: Eukaryota; Metazoa; Arthropoda; Malacostraca; Decapoda; Portunidae
Exons: 1
Coding region: 1-1923 (640 amino acids)
Source: RefSeq, a predicted model, not a curated record
AUGACUCAAGUUUCCCCGACAGAGCUGUUAGAACGAGCUAACGGUCUGGGUGAGUCAUACCGAAGAAUACGUGCAAACGAGUCGAUGUGGAAAAGUCCAAGAUAUGACACCGUAAACUUACAUGAUUUCAGUACCGAAUUGCUAAGUCUCGAUCCACCGAAUCCGGACGCUGUUAGUAUUGAAAAUAUUUCUGAAGCCUUCAGAUCGAGCAGUGAAAUUAUUCAUGAAGCUGCUCGUAGGAACAGAUGUGGACGUCUCGACCAGCAGAAAGAAACGUGGGACAGAACGUUGCCGCGCUGGAGAAGGAUAUUAGAAACAAAUGAUGCUAAGUUCAUAUGGAAGGCCAUUAACUGGUCAGGGAAUAUUGAUACGCACGAACACAGACAACCUGAAGACGAUCAACUAAAGACCCAUUUCGAGAGCUUGUUAAAUAAUGAGUGUCACACUAAUAGUAUUCGCACUGUAUGUAUAGAUGACUCGACUCCAACGAUACCCGUAUUAGACGAACCUUUCACUGUACAAGAAUUAGAUAAAGUACUCAAGGAUGUGAAUGUUAGAAAAAGUUAUGUUGGUAUUUGUCCAGGAAUUAUGAGAGCUUUACCUGUUGACUGGAUCAUGUUCUUUUUACAUAUGUUUAACGUUGUUUUUCUUAAUGUGUGUUAUCCAGUUUCAUGGAGUUGUAGCAAACUUUUUGUACUCUUCAAAGGAGGUAAAGACAGACUUGAAUGUGGAAACUACAGAGGCAUAUCCAUUAUGAAUACAUUGGCAAAAUUGUAUGAUUACUUAAUUUUGAACAGAUUAAAACUAUGGACAAGUAUUGAUAAAUGUCAAGCAGGUGCUCAAAGCGGUCGAGGAUGUGUCGAACAAAUAAUGACGUUAAGAUUAUUAUGUGACCUGGCUAAUUAUAAGAAAAAGAAGCUGUAUAUGUUAUUCAUAGAUUACAGCAAAGCAUAUGAUAGAGUGCCUCGAGGUAAAUUGCUUGAAUUGCUUAAAUCACGUGGUUGUGGUAAGGUUAUGUUGCGUGCUAUACAAGCUAUGUAUUCCUGUACUCAAAGUGUGUUACGUUCUGCAACUAUUGAUGCCACUGUUGGAGUCCGCCAAGGAUCUCCAUCGAGUUGUCUCUUAUUCACCAUAUACAUGGAUGAGGUGGUUAGGAUGAUAAACAGGUGUGUAGAUACAGAUGGAUUCUUGGGGAAACUACAUACGCUCCUUCUUAUGGAUGACAUGGUAAUACUAGCUACUUCUAAAGAAAUGUGUGUGAGAAAGUUAACCGCAGUGUUGGAUUAUUGCCAAGAAUAUGGAAUGGUACUUAAUGAAAAGAAAACAAAACUUAUGGUAGUGCGAGGUACAGAUGAAGACAGAUUGCCAUUAACUGUUCGUAACAUCAAGAUAGACUGUGUUCAUAAGUAUCUUUACCUUGGGGCAUGGAUUUGUGAUGAUGCAAAGAUGAACACAGUAUUGGACCUUCACGAAACCGUGAAUGAGAUGCAACUCAAUAAAUCUGCAAUUUUUUGUGCAGCAAAUAACAUUAUGCCAUAUACAUACAAGCGCAAAGUAUUUGAUGCUGCUGUCACUUCUGCCCUUCUUUAUAGCUCAGAAACAUGGUUGACAAAUAAUCCUAGAAAGAUAAUUGUUCAAUACAAUAGAGCAGUAAGGAACUUGCUAAGGGUAAGGAAAUUUACAAGCCCCGACAUGUGUCUUAUUGAAUCAGGUAUUCCACCUGUACUUGAUGUCAUAGCAAAAAGGAGAAGGAAAUUUCUAGAAUCAAAGUUAAGGGAACCGAACGUUGAAGAACCAUUCUAUGUUGCAUUUGAGUUGUGCAGAGUAGCUAAUACUCCAGGGUAUCAAUUUGUGAUGAAAGCACUACAGUAUAGAGAUAACGUAAAUCCACUGGAUAUAGUCAAAAUAAUAAUGCUCUGCUAA